Molecule: messenger RNA, 2840 nt
Organism: Polypterus senegalus (gray bichir)
Lineage: Eukaryota; Metazoa; Chordata; Cladistia; Polypteriformes; Polypteridae
Gene: peli1b
Product: pellino E3 ubiquitin protein ligase 1b
Exons: 9
Coding region: 586-1845 (419 amino acids)
Biological process (GO): protein K48-linked ubiquitination; regulation of Toll signaling pathway
Molecular function (GO): ubiquitin protein ligase activity; protein binding
Source: RefSeq, a predicted model, not a curated record
UAUUUUUGUACAUUCUAAAAACAGAGCAGACGUUGGAGAUGGUGAGAUCCGAUUACUUUCAGCGAUGAUUGCUUAAUGGAUUUACAACUGUUUAACAGAGAAGAAAAAAGUUAAAGCAGGACGAUUCCCUUUAAGAAAUAGUGUUACACUCUGGAUUUUUUGUAGUCUCCUUACGCUUUCCUCGGAUACGGACUGGGUGCCUGACUCGCUGUUCUGCCAGCGACGAAGUGGAGUGUAGGUGCGCUUUUACGGCUCUUGGGCGACUCGGAUAGACACCACCGGUUCCAGCAGCAGCAUCCAGUCGAGGGACUGUCACGACACUGACGCUGUUGAGAUCAAAGGUGCAGCAUAUGAUGUUCAUUAAGAUUGGUAAAUUGCACACUGCAUAUUUAUGUAUAGGGAUAUAACAUCUCCAUUGGAUUAAAAAUUCUUCAUUAGUCUGGAGUGCGCAGACACCUUAACUUUAAAAGGGUGUAGGAAGACAAGAAAGGAGAAGGUGGGGAAACAGGUAAAAUAAUGGCAAGGCAGAACUGAAAUCCAGGACCCAAAUCAGUGAUUGUGGGAUACAUUUUUAGAGCCAGGCUAAUGUUCUCUCCUGACCAAGAAAACAUCUCUGCCACCAAAGUGCCCAUUAAAUAUGGGGAACUUAUUGUACUGGGGUACAAUGGUUCUUUGCCUAACGGAGACAGAGGAAGACGGAAAAGUCGAUUUGCUUUGUGCAAGAGAACAAAGGCUAAUGGAGUGAAGCCCAGCACGGUUCAUGUUGCCUGCACACCUCAAGCUGCCAAGGCAAUUAGCAACAAGGACCAACACAGCAUCUCUUACACUCUUUCCAGAGCUCAGACUGUAGUAGUGGAAUAUACCCAUGAUGCUAACACCGAUAUGUUCCAGAUUGGACGAUCAACUGAGUCACCUAUCGAUUUUGUUGUCACCGAUACAGUCCCUGGAAGUCAGAGCAAUUCAGACACCCAGUCAGUUCAAAGCACCAUUUCUAGAUUCGCAUGCAGAAUCAUCUGUGAAAGAAAUCCUCCCUACACAGCCAGGAUAUACGCCGCUGGGUUUGACUCCUCCAAGAAUAUUUUUCUUGGUGAAAAAGCUGCCAAGUGGAAAACAUCCGAUGGACAGAUGGAUGGACUAACUACAAAUGGGGUCCUUGUGAUGCAUCCACGAAAUGGAUUUGUGGAAGACUCAAAGCCAGGGGUUUGGAGGGAGAUAUCAGUGUGUGGGAAUGUAUUCAGUCUACGAGAGACCAGAUCAGCUCAGCAAAGAGGGAAAAUGGUUGACAGUGAGACAAAUGAACUGCUGGACGGCUCGCUCAUUGACCUUUGCGGGGCCACAUUGUUAUGGCGUACAGCUGAAGGCCUGUCACACACACCAACAGUGAAGCACCUUGAGGCCUUACGACAAGAGAUCAAUGCAGCGAGGCCUCAGUGUCCUGUGGGCUUUAACACUCUUGCCUUUCCCAGCAUGAAAAGGAAGGAAGUGGUGGACGAGAAGCAGCCUUGGGUCUACCUCAACUGUGGUCAUGUUCAUGGUUAUCACAACUGGGGCAACAAGGAAGAGAGAGACGGCAAGGACCGCGAGUGCCCUAUGUGCCGUUCCAGGGGGCCCUACGUGCCACUGUGGUUGGGCUGUGAAGCUGGUUUCUAUGUGGAUGCAGGGCCACCGACACAUGCAUUUAGCCCCUGUGGCCACGUCUGCUCUGAGAAAACUGUAGCUUAUUGGUCGCAGAUUCCCCUGCCUCAUGGCACCCAUACUUUUCAUGCAGCGUGCCCUUUCUGUGCACAGCAGCUAAUGGGGGAGCAAGGCUACAUUAGACUUAUAUUCCAAGGACCUGUGGACUAGAGGUUUUUGUAAUAUGCAUAUUAUAUUAAAGCUUAUGCAUUAUAAGCUAUAUCUUUUCCAUUUUUCUUGAAAAAUACAUUUUGGGACUUUUUUAAAGUGACCUUUUAUUCCUUUUAGUGUGUGCUGCCCAACUGAGGUAUACAGUACAUUUACAGAGUAUAUAUGUAAACGCUGCCUUGUGAACGUCUCCACACCUUUGCGCUUUUCUAACAUUCUUCUGGCUAAUGAGGUAAUUAAAAUGCAUUCAGUUAGGAGUCCAUUUCCCAUAUCUACUUAAGACACCACAUUUGAGCCUUAAAUAAAUGAGCAGACCCCCAUGUCCCUGUGUUAGGAUAUAGCGGGUAUGGAGACUGACUAAACGAUACAAGAAGUGAUUAGCAAUUGCUCAAAUUUCUACUUGUCGCAUCACUACUCUGCUCUGAAAGCCUUGUGUCAUUGUGGCUUUGCACAAUGUGACUAGCAGAGUAACUCGAGCUUGCCUGCCGACUGCCCAUCAUUAGGUCCUAACACAGAUUGCCUGUAGCACCGACCAGGCCAUUUGAGGACUCAACCACACUACAUUGUUUUACUUAGACAUUAUAAUCUUUAUACUGACAAAAGAUGAGUCUUUGUCCCCAAUCUCUGGGCUUUUGCAGGCUGAAGCAGGUUUUCCUUCUUAACUCUUCAAAAGUCUCCCCAUCUCUGCUGCUACAGAGCAUCCCAAAACUGUGCCUUUGGGUGCUUGAUCCUGGGUUUUUGUGCCAGCUUUUUCUGCUUUGCCGCUGCUUCCAUUUCACGCAAUGUUAUAAGAAUAUAGGGUGAACAUUAUAAAGCCAUGUGCUCCUUGAGGAGACUAAUGGUUUAAAAAAAGUAUGAAUGAGAUAUUGGGGUGACUUAGCUAUUAGGUAACCUGUCUUGAUGGACUCCUCUUGUCUGUCUUGUGCAUUUCCAGUUGGCCUGCCUUAUCCUUCACUUUGGCAUCUGUGGUUUUGGCCCACCAUAGUUUGAAAUUAUUU